Oryctolagus cuniculus (rabbit) is the source of this 2483-nucleotide messenger RNA. The record is from RefSeq and is a predicted model, not a curated record. NCBI's taxonomy places the organism in Eukaryota, Metazoa, Chordata, Mammalia, Lagomorpha, Leporidae.
CUGGGGCAGGCGGCAGCAGCCAUGCCCCUCGGCCCGCGCGGGCUGCCUCUCAGCGCUGCGGGGGCUGCUCCGGAUGCGCCCCGGGCGCGGCGCGUCCAGUCUCCGGCCUCAGCCUCUCAGUGCGCCCGCCUCUCCCGCCGCUCCUGAGCCCGGCGGCGGCGGCGGCGGGUCCCGGAUCGGCUCCAGCGCAGCGGCGGCGCCUCCUCGCGCGACGGAGUCCUUGUCUUUCCCGGGGCACGGGGCCAUGAGUCCCGCAGCCACCUGAGGCACAGGCGCGGGGUGGGGUUGUGUGUGUGUGUGUGUAGAGGGGUGGGUGUGAGCUGCGUGGCGAGGAUCGCGCCCCCCGAAGUCCCGCACCUUGCAGUUUCUGCACUGCGGGACGUCGGCGCCCGGAGCCGGUGGAGACUUCCCGAGGAAGAGCAUCGGGGGGCCAGGGGCAUGGAACCCGCGGCGCCGGCGGGCCAGGCCCGGGCUGCAGCCUCCAAGCUGUCCCAGGCUGUGGGCGCCGCGCUGCAGGAGCCGCGGCGGCAGCGGCGUCUGGUGCUGGUCAUCGUGUGCGUGGCGCUCUUGUUGGACAACAUGCUGUACAUGGUCAUCGUGCCCAUUGUGCCGGACUACAUCGCCUCCAUGCGCGGCGGCAGCGACAGUCCCACGGCGACCCCCGAGGCGUGGGAGCCCACCCCGCCGCCGCCCACCCUGGCCAACGCCAGCGCCGCGGCAGCCAACGCCUCGGCGACCCCGACGGCCGCGCCGCCCGCCGGGCCGAUCCUGCGGCCGCGCUACCCGGCCGACAGCGAAGACGUGAAGAUCGGAGUGCUGUUUGCCUCCAAGGCCAUCCUGCAGCUGCUGGUGAACCCGCUGAGCGGGCCCUUCAUCGACCGCAUGAGCUACGACGUACCGCUGCUCAUCGGCCUGGGCGUUAUGUUCGCCUCCACGGCCAUGUUCGCCUUCGCCGAGGACUACGCCACGCUGUUCGCGGCGCGCAGCCUGCAGGGCCUGGGCUCCGCCUUCGCCGACACGUCGGGGAUCGCCAUGAUCGCCGACAAGUACCCCGAGGAACCCGAGCGCAGCCGCGCUCUGGGCGUGGCGCUGGCCUUCAUCAGCUUCGGCAGCCUGGUGGCGCCGCCCUUCGGCGGCAUCCUCUACGAGUUCGCCGGGAAGCGGGUGCCCUUCCUGGUGCUGGCCGCCGUGUCGCUGCUCGACGCGCUGCUGCUACUGGCCGUGGCCAGGCCCUUUUCGGCGGCCGCGCGCGCGCGCGCCAACCUGCCGGUGGGCACGCCCAUCCACCGCCUUAUGCUGGACCCCUACAUCGCUGUGGUGGCCGGCGCGCUCACCACCUGCAACAUCCCCCUGGCCUUCCUCGAGCCCACCAUCGCCACGUGGAUGAAGCACACGAUGGCAGCGUCCGAGUGGGAGAUGGGCAUGGUCUGGCUGCCGGCCUUCGUGCCGCACGUGCUGGGCGUCUACCUCACCGUGCGCCUGGCGGCGCGCUACCCGCACCUGCAGUGGCUGUACGGCGCGCUCGGGCUGGCGGUGAUCGGCGCCAGCUCCUGCGUCGUGCCCGCCUGCCUCUCCUUCGCGCCGCUCGUCGUCUCGCUCUGCGGCCUCUGCUUCGGCAUCGCGCUGGUGGACACGGCGCUGCUGCCCACGCUCGCCUUCCUCGUGGACGUGCGCCACGUCUCCGUCUAUGGCAGCGUCUACGCCAUCGCCGACAUCUCCUAUUCCGUGGCCUACGCGCUCGGGCCCAUCGUGGCCGGCCACAUCGUGCACUCGCUGGGCUUCGAGCAGCUCAGCCUGGGCAUGGGCCUGGCCAAUCUGCUCUACGCGCCGGUCCUGCUGCUGCUUCGCAACGUGGGCCUCCUCACGCGCUCCCGCUCCGAGCGCGACGUGCUGCUGGACGAGCCGCCGCAGGGCCUGUACGACGCGGUGCGUCUGCGGGAGCGUCCCGCGCCCGGCCAGGACGGCGAGCUCUGCUCCCCGCCUGACCCUCUGGACGCGGGCGAGGACGACUACGACUACUACUACACCCGUAGCUAGCCGCCGGGCUCGGGCACCAGGCCACCGCCCCCCACCCCUCCGCUGCCCCUCGGGGCAAGGGGCCUGCUCUGUGAGCGCACUGGCCAGCUCAAGCUCAGGGCCCGCCUCCUCCAGCGAGAACCCCAGCCCCCCCCCUCCCCCCAGCCUCUACUCCCCCUGCCAGAAUCUGCUCCCGUGGGCGUGGAGCGCCGGGGCAAGGCUAAGCGGCUGCGCUCCUUGCCGGGAGGAGGAGACCGGCAGGCCUCCACCUCGGGGCUCCCUUGUGUAGACAAAGGCGCGCCUGUCCCUUCUUCCCCAACGUUCCUCCCAGUGCCAAACACGGCCCGCUGCACCGCGGCGCCUCCGGGCCGAAUUAAUAAACCGUAUCUGUCCGAGGAGGCCGAGUCUCUUUACUGGUGGGGUGGGCAGCUGGGCGUAGGGCCCCGGGUAGAGGGGGAGGCUCAGCU